Molecule: messenger RNA, 861 nt
Organism: Ornithodoros turicata
Lineage: Eukaryota; Metazoa; Arthropoda; Arachnida; Ixodida; Argasidae
Product: protein phosphatase inhibitor 2-like
Exons: 5
Coding region: 130-726 (198 amino acids)
Biological process (GO): regulation of signal transduction
Molecular function (GO): protein phosphatase inhibitor activity
Source: RefSeq, a predicted model, not a curated record
CUGUGGGUCUAAUUAACGAACGCAGAUCGGAUGACGAAGUUGAUUCGGAAGAUCUCGUGACAAAAUUCUAAGGCGGUGCCCUAAAGACGACCAAGAAUCUCCUUGACCUCAGACGUUCCUGUAGUUGCUAUGGACCAACAACCAAAUACGUCAACGGGACAGCAAUCUGGAGAAGGUCAAGAGCCGGCAAAAUCUCCGUCCGCGUCACAGGCUCAGUCCCCGUCCCCUCAGCCUCCGGCUCAGUCAUCGUCACCUGCCACUACGGAACCGAUGUCCGGAAAAGUUCUCAGGUCUGGUCUCAAAUCUGGCAAGUCCAAGUCCAAGUCAAAGAAGGGAAUUCUGAAGCAAUCAUUUAGCUUUGAACAGAUACAGUCGACAGACACUAUCAAGUGGAACGAGGAGAACAUAAUAAAGACGUUGCAUCCGGCGGAUAAGGAUUACGGUCAUAUGAAAGUGGACGAGCCCAAGACCCCUUUUAACUACGAAUACAAAGCAGAAGAUAGCACCGGACAGAUCGAUCCCAACCAGCUCCUCAAAAAGCUCGAAGAGGGCGCCACCGCGCCACCUACGGCGGUGCAAGAAGCCCAUGCUAAAGAGGAGGAGGAAGAGCGCAAGAGACGAGAAUUCGAAAGAAAGCGCAAGAUGCACUACAACGAGUUUCAACGGGUCAAGGAGAUGAGAGAGAGGAUGAAGAACAAGAAGCCGGAGGACGAAGAUGAAGACUGACACCUCUUGAGACCGGACGCAUUAGGAUAUUCGAUAGUUCAAUAAGCAGGCAGUCAUCUCCAAUGCGAUGAGAGCUUGCUAUGGAAGCGCAAUGAGCGCCCGAUCAAAGUGUGGAAUAAACGACUUAAUAGCGGA